Molecule: messenger RNA, 1325 nt
Organism: Lagenorhynchus albirostris (white-beaked dolphin)
Lineage: Eukaryota; Metazoa; Chordata; Mammalia; Artiodactyla; Delphinidae
Gene: DCUN1D5
Product: defective in cullin neddylation 1 domain containing 5
Exons: 8
Coding region: 321-1034 (237 amino acids)
Biological process (GO): protein neddylation; positive regulation of ubiquitin-protein transferase activity
Cellular component (GO): ubiquitin ligase complex
Molecular function (GO): ubiquitin conjugating enzyme binding; ubiquitin-like protein binding; cullin family protein binding
Source: RefSeq, a predicted model, not a curated record
UUCGCGUCCGGGUCGGAGUGAGCCUCUUGCUUUCCGAGUGUGUUAGUGGUGGAGGUGCUACGCUGUCCGCGUUCUCUUCCCAGUGUGAUCGAGCCGCAGUGCCUGCCGGCGAGGAGUAUCCGCUGCCUCGAGCAGAGAAGGACGAGGAGGGGACCUGGGAGCGGGCAGCGGCCGAGCUGGGCCGCUCUGGGGCGGGCUGGCGACUCUGCUCCUUCGCUUGCUGCUGUCUCUGGGAACCGGGUGCCAGCACUGAGGAGUCUUCAGCUGACAGCAAGCCCCUUCCCCGGCUCCCCUGCCCGCCCUGCCGGGGAGGGCGGAAGAUGCCGGUGAAGAAGAAGAGAAAAUCUCCUGGGGUGGCAGCGGCAGUAGCGGAAGACGGAGGCCUCAAAAAGUGUAAAAUCUCCAGCUAUUGCAGAUCCCAACCCCCUGCUAGACUAAUAAGUGGAGAGGAACAUUUUUCAAGCAAGAAGUGCCUGGCUUGGUUUUAUGAGUAUGCAGGUCCUGAUGAAGUUGUAGGGCCAGAAGGAAUGGAAAAAUUUUGUGAAGACAUUGGUGUUGAACCUGAAAAUAUUAUUAUGUUAGUUUUAGCGUGGAAAUUGGAGGCUGAAAGCAUGGGAUUUUUUACCAAGGAAGAAUGGUUAAAGGGGAUGACUUCAUUACAGUGUGACUGCACAGAAAAGUUACAGAACAAAUUUGACUUUUUGCGCUCACAGUUGAAUGAUAUUUCUUCAUUUAAGAAUAUCUACAGAUAUGCCUUUGAUUUUGCAAGGGAUAAAGAUCAGAGAAGCCUUGAUAUUGAUACAGCUAAGUCUAUGUUAGCUCUUCUCCUUGGGAGGACAUGGCCACUGUUUUCAGUGUUUUACCAGUACCUGGAGCAAUCAAAGUAUCGCGUUAUGAACAAAGAUCAGUGGUACAAUGUGUUAGAAUUCAGCAGAACAGUCCAUGCCGAUCUUAGUAACUAUGAUGAAGAUGGUGCUUGGCCUGUUCUUCUUGAUGAAUUUGUCGAGUGGCAGAAAGUUCGUCAGACGUCAUAGCAAGAACUAUUGUGAAGAAAAUGCAAACCUUUAGAUCCUUACGUGUGUACAAGCUAAUGAGACGAGGAAAAAAAAGAAAAAACCAAAGGGGUGCAUUUUGACUCAUAUGAAAGACUUCUCAUAGUACAUUUUUUUCCUUUUUUUUAAAGGAAGUUUUCUUGUUACAUGUUAUGGGCAUUGAGCCACACCUCUUCCGAGACUGAAUAUUGAAGUUUUUGUUUUGAGUUAUGUUUAUAACAUUUAUUUCAGAACAAUAAAGAUUCAGAUUUGUGACAAAGGCCUUAAAGUGAA